AUGUUUCGGGAAUGUUAUAGGCGGCGUUAUUUAUCAAAAUGCAUUGAUUUUAAUCGGGAACUUUUUUGCUUCUCUAUAAGGACCACGUGGCCGUGGCAGGUGUCGGUCUGGCUUCAGUCUCAAGAACAAGAUGACAGUCCUCUUUGUAGUGGGACUCUGAUCAGCCCCUGCUGGGCCCUGACGUCCGCAUAUUGUGUCAGCAGGUUUGGCAGCGACCCAUCCAGGUACAUGGUGCGUGUCGGGGCUUCAGAGCAGACUCUGACCCCAGAGCAGGUUGUGGUUCACAGGAAGUUCAAGGGUCAGAGUGGAGGUCACGAUCUGGCUUUGCUGAAGCUACCCAGCACCAAGGGUCACUGCCUGACCUUUGACCCAAACACCAACGCAGCAUGCCUUCCUACUGCAGACACGUCAUCUGGGGGGAAUACGCCAUCCUCUUGUGUUGUCAUGGUUACUACAGGCUGGACAGGGCCAGACUCGGUCCUUGCAUCCUGGGUCCCUCUGAUGUCGUCAUGGCAAUGUAAGAAGCGCUACGGCGACAGCUUCUCCAGCCACGGCACCCUGUGCGCCGGCAGUCCUCCAGACACCAGCCUCCUCCAUGGCGACAGUUGUCAGGGCAACUCUGGAGGCGGGCUCGUGUGUCAGGGGGAGCAGGGUCGAUGGGUCAUAACCGGGGUCGUUGCCGGGGGUUACGGCUGCGCUGACCCCUCCUCUCCAGCGCUCUACACUCGUGUCAGCCGCUUCAAGAGCUGGAUUGAGGAGGUCAUCAACACGCAAGCACACACACAAGAAGAUCUGACACACGUUGACAAUGACCUAACACACACGCACGAGGAGCCCACAAACGGCAAGAGCGAGUACUUCCACGUGCACGCGCAGCACACACACAAUCAGCAGGAAACAAAUGAAAUCAACGAUGUUAAACACACACACGCCCAUCACUCACACACCACUCAGCACGGUAACACACACACUAAAAACACACAUACCCACCGUGUAGGGGAUGACGACACAAACACACAAAUCCAGGUCUGAUCAAGGCCGCGCCAUUGGCUUACCAUCUGUGCCAUGUGACCGCCUGAGGAGGAGGAAGGAGAGUUAAAGGAAGACGAAAGUUAAAGACAAGAGAGAUGCUCCUAACUUAGGUCUGUACAAACGGCCGUCUCUGUGCUCAUUUCAAAUCUGAACUCAGUGUUGUGUUUGCGGUUGCUAAUCGUCGGACGAGUACGGCGCUGUGGGCCGACCUCCCCGAGCUGCCGGGAGUGUGUGGGUGAUUUGUGGUGCUUUACGUGUCAGUUACAGCCUGUUGAGGGGCAGGGCGAUGACCGGUGGGGAUCGGCAGCGUUUAGGUUGAGCCCGGCAUGCUGAUCGGGGCCUUUUCACUGAAACUGAAAAUCAAAAAAAUCAGCAUGGCAUGUAUUUUAAGGACAAUAGUGUUUAAAAUAUUCUGGGGAUAUUUCUGAGACGGUCACACAAGAAUCUAUGCUAAAAUUCACCUAUUAAUGUGCGUCCUCUGUGUGUUUAGUGACAGAAACGAACAAACUAACUACCAGAACAUGUAGAAUAAAGGCUGACUGUAUCUCAUAUUCGUCCCUGUAAUAUUAUCUAAGAUUAAACCCAAAACUCCUGCAUCAGAUGUGGGCGCUUUUUCCUACAGGGCUCGUCUCUUCAGGCUGUUGUCUUAUACCUUUACUGGUCAAAGUGCUGUUUAGACCCAUGACUAAGCUAUUAAACUCAGACCGUACCAGUGAUUUUUCAUGUUUUACUGUAUUUAUUCCAAUAAUGUACGUUUAAUACUGCUCACCAUCUUAAAUCCCAAAGUCGAUUCAAAUAGUUAAACUUUGGUACCUGCAACUUUAAAGCAUCUCACUCAGUCUGAAUGUGAUGGGUACCAUUUUCUAAUUUGGCAAAAAAAAAAUUGAAGUGUUUUUCAAUGGUUAUUAAAUUGAAUAGAUCAGUUAGGAGCGUUUAAUAACUUUUGUGUUGCCAGAUUUAUAAUCACAGAUGAUUUACUCACUUUAAUGAGCUGUUGGUAUAUAGGUUUACACCUGAGAAAAUUGGCCAGAUUUCUUUAAAAGGUACGAGAGAAAGAAGGCAAUGAGCAA
Molecule: messenger RNA, 2102 nt
Organism: Plectropomus leopardus (leopard coralgrouper)
Lineage: Eukaryota; Metazoa; Chordata; Actinopteri; Perciformes; Serranidae
Source: RefSeq, a predicted model, not a curated record